This is a messenger RNA of Prunus armeniaca (apricot), 753 nucleotides long. The record is from the annotation of a GenBank genome assembly. NCBI's taxonomy places the organism in Eukaryota, Viridiplantae, Streptophyta, Magnoliopsida, Rosales, Rosaceae.
AUGCCCCAGCUCCGAAUACCAUCCCAUGAGGCCAGCACCCGUUCUACUGAUUUUGCCAGUCCUGCCGAGUUACUCUCGAAGCUCUCGAUUUUCGGGUUCAGCCUACUAUCCCCCAAGGACCAGCAAGACAAGAUUGAGCAAAUCUCCAACAAACUUGCUGCGGAAGAUGUUAAUGUCGGAAGCCUUGCAGCAGCAGCAGCAGGGGAAACCAAGGAAGAUGUGAGAAGGAAGGCAUUCGAGAUGCUGUUUAAUAAAGCUCCCGUCGUUAAACGAGUUGAUUUAUUCAAGGAGUUUACAAAAAAAAUCUUCUUUGAAAGACGCUUGUGUGAGGUGAUUCUUUUGUCCAGGCAGCUGGGUUCCAAUGAGCAACAAGAAGAGAUAGAUGAAAUCAAGCAGUCCUGCUAUGCUGAAUUUUACUUGGGGCUGUCAAUCAUUUGGUUCAAAGCACGAUGUGCCAGUGAUCCCAGAAACCUCAUUCAAGUAGUUGUUGGUAAAGCCGGAGUAGAUGAUCAUAUAUUUGAGAAACUCGUUAAUGAGACUGAGGAGGAUUUCAAGCUCAGGAGAUUUACAGAGUCGAAGUCUUCUUACUUCAGUCUUCUUACUAGUAGUCUUCCCUUUGAGGGGGAACCUCAUUCGCUAGAAUUCUUUAAGAUGAGUACUCCAGAUCUAAGAGGUCCAAGAGGAGCAACAGCCACUCAAGGAGGGGGACAGGGAGCAAUUACACAAGGAGGGCAGGGGACGAGUGAGCAGUAG